GCGGAACUACCUUUGACUUAUAUAGCAGAUCUGGGGCACUACGUGGCGGAAUUACGUUCACUGAACGUGGAUGCAAUUCAACCUCAGAUUGAUUCUUUGGCAAGGCUCCCCCUCAAACUGGACCAACUACGCGGUCAAGCGCGACGCCUUUACACUCAGCUAAACAGUAUGCCCGGUCUUCGCCGUCGAAUUCAACUAAGAUUGGGGGAAUUUCAGCGUAAUUUGUCGGUCGUUGUUCAAGAGACCAUGGAUGCUGGACUGACUAAGUUCCGUUCCGUAUUCGAGAAGGAACUGCAACUAGCGGUUAUCGCUACUUGGCGUGACAUUCCCUGCGAUUCCCUUCGGAUUGCCGUAAAACGUGGAGUGGAUUCCGUGUGUAUUACAGCACUCAUGCCCUUGAACGCAUUCUGGGCCGGCUUGGGCUUAGCUCUGCUUCUGUUCAUCCCGGGCAUCAUUUUUGCCGUCAAACUGGCCGGAUUGUAUCGUAAAACGGAGCCUUACAGUUCGGACUACGAAGAACCGUGA
This is a messenger RNA of Echinostoma caproni, 525 nucleotides long. NCBI's taxonomy places the organism in Eukaryota, Metazoa, Platyhelminthes, Trematoda, Plagiorchiida, Echinostomatidae. The record is from the annotation of a GenBank genome assembly.